Molecule: messenger RNA, 2621 nt
Organism: Vitrella brassicaformis
Lineage: Eukaryota; Vitrellaceae
Source: the annotation of a GenBank genome assembly
CCGGCAUGCAGGCACCAGCAGCAAGCUAUACACAUGCAUCCGCGCCACCCCACACAUCAUUAAUGAUGCACACACACACGAGUCAGUCAGGCAUCCACAUCGCCCUCACCCUCUCCCUCGAUAUCGUCAUGCAAAUCGUCCUCUCCCGUGGCGGCUCGGCCGGCAGGCACGAGGCUUCCACCACCGCCAUCGCCGUGCAGCCUCUCCGUCUCCAAGAGGAAACGGGUGUGCUCCUGACACGACAGACACCAAACACGUCCGUUCACACACACAGCGCACCCCCGUGUGGUCUGUAUGCAUCUCUCUCAUCUGCUCACGUGCCCUGCCCCACCCACCUCAAAGCGUUCUAAGUAUUUGAGAAACCCCAUUCCUUGCCCGGCUCCGUCUCCCCCCAUGCCCCUCUCGUCCAUCCCCACCGCCCCCGCCAGCCGCGCCGCCUCCUCUAGCUCGUCCUCCUCCCUCUCGCGGGUGGGGUACUGGUGAGGAGGACCACUCUGAUCACCGCGUUCCCUUCGAGGCUCACGCAGCGACGCUAUCACAGCAGCGGCCUCCUCACGCACACGUUCGUCGCAUGGGGGAAGGUCCAUGCCUGUGGUGAUUGAUGCAUACAGACAGAGACGCACACGUGCAUUGUGCUACAUUACUGACGGUGUCUGUCUGUGUCUGUUGUUGCUCUCUAGUCCUUGGUUCCAGCUGACUUACUUGGGUUCUGUGCGUGUGGAUGCAGCGACAUGUCCACCGGUUCUAGGGCGCGAGGCAUCAUGGUGGGGAACACCUGCGACGCCUCGUCCGGACCAUCGAGCUGGUUGGCCAAUGUGGCCUGCAUGUCGAUCUCAUUCACCCCAACCUCCGCCAGAGCCGCAGUGAUGUCCUGCGACGACACGGGGGCGUGGGCACCACCUAAUCCCGGUGGCCGCAUGAUGCGGCUGAAGGGCUGCUGGGUGCCGAGAGGCGGGGAGCGUGAGCCUUUGCGACGGGCGAGGGCGUGUGGGGACCUCGGGUGGCACUGCUGCUCAGUGAUGGCGUCGUAGAGGGGCACGUGGAGGGAGGAGAGGAGGGAGAUGGUGCCCAGCUGAGGGACGUCCCUCUGACAAAUAAGGGAGAAAGACAGACAACACAGUGGGAGUCUUUGGUUGGUUGACGGGGCGUAUGUGUGUGCUGCUGUGUGCUGCUUACCAUGAGCUGCUCGGCCUCUUCUAGCCGCUGUGUCAGCUUGUUGAUAUGCUGCUCUCGCGCCUGCACACGGACCACUCACACAGCACCGUCCAGCAAGGCACCUGCUGUCUGUCAGUCUGUUGAUCAGUACCGGCCCGUGUGGUCCACACCCACCUGCAGCAGCUGUUUUAGCGAUGCCAUCUGGUUGACAUGCGACCUGAGCCCUCGACGGAGCCGCUUUAUCUCCACCUGUGACUUCCACAACUGACACGCACAAGCCAGCAACACAUCACUGACUGACACCAUGCAUGGCUAGAUGUCCUGACCUCUCUCUCCAUCCACUUGAGGUGCCCCUUAUCGACCUCCAUCACCCCUCUAGACGUCACCUCCUCCUCCCGCAGCUGCUCCCUCACGCGCAACACGCGACCACCACCACCACCACCAUUACCGCGGCCAUUGCUCGAACAGUGCCCUUCGGCAGCCGGCUCCUGAUGGUGCGGCGGACUCAGCGCCUCCACUCUCCGCAGCAGUCGUGUCGACGACCCCGUGUGGAUGCAUGGGGAUUGCGACUGGUCCAGGAACUGGUGUUUGGGCGACUCAUCCACCUUGAGUUGGCUCAGAAACUGCUCCUGGAUGGCCUCUGCGUCAUCAGUGAAGGGGGCGGGGGGCGGGCACGGGGAGGGGGAGGGGGAGUGGGGUCGAGCCGGCUGAUCAGCUGCAUGGGUGACGGAGGACGGGCUGGAAGAGGGGCCCGGCUGGCGCAGCGGCUGCUGUCUAGUGUCGCGAUGUUUGCGAACCAUACACGCCUGAUCAGCAGGAACCAGUAGACGGCGCACACAUGACAUGACCGGGUGUUGUGCGUGUGGUAUCGCUGGGUGCGGUGCACGUACCAUGUGUGUGGGGAGGGUCUUUAAGGGUCCGUCAUAGGGCACUCUAUCCAUCGGCGGGUACCAGGUGCCCUCCCUGAUGCAGUGCAGCAGCAGCAGCGCGUGCAAGUUGCCUGAUCCAGACACACACAAAGAGAGCCACCAAUGAAGAGCAAUUGAAUGCGACCGGCAUGGCGUCAUCACUGCAGGGCGAAAGCCUACUUACGAUGCUUCUUCAAGGUGGUCGUCGCAUGCUCCUCAUACAGCUUCUGUUGCUGGACGAUGCACACACACAUGUGAAGCCAACACACGCACGCCGCAGCCAUGCGGCCUUGUGGAGUCUCUACCCAUUUCUCCGCGCGGAUCUGCAAGUGCCUUGGCAAGGCGGAAAGAGUCAUGUCCACCUCUGCACACGGCAACAAGAGUGAAAGAGUGUUUCAAUGGAUGAAAUUCAUCAGUUUCGCCCAGCUGACCUCUCAUAGUACUCAGGAACUCCUCGUCCUGGCUCAUCAUCUCAGUUCGUAGCCUCGGCCGCAGCGGUGCGCGACGACGACGACGACGCAGAAGUCGACAAGCCGUCCUAGCUUCGCAAAGGGGAAA